CUCUACCCACCAACUAGACUUUCUGCUGUGAAAGCAUCUGCCCUUGUUCGACAGUGUUCAAGUAACACGGCGACUGCAUGAAUGGAAUUUUCAAACUCCGAGUAUGCGGGAUAUCCUAGAAAGGCAACUGUCGGAACACGGAAGCAAAGUCGCGGAUCAAGACCUGAGGUAUCGGUGUGCAUGCAGAGGUCAUGAGUCAGCGGGAUUCAGCCUUAUCGUGCGUGUGGCCAUGCUCAAGAGGCUUAGUUGCAUAUUGUUUGUAGCCAUUCUGCUUUCUGGCUCUGGGUGCUACGUUGCACGACCAAACGGUGCAGUGUUUCUUGGGCAUCGGAUGGAUUGGUAACGUCACAAAAUAGAUAUUGUACCCACAUACUCAAUCCUUACGCGCGGUGAGAAGA
Cucurbitaria berberidis CBS 394.84 is the source of this 398-nucleotide messenger RNA. RefSeq lists its product as uncharacterized. The record is from RefSeq and is a predicted model, not a curated record. Lineage: Eukaryota; Fungi; Ascomycota; Dothideomycetes; Pleosporales; Cucurbitariaceae. Bases 104 to 343 code for a protein of 79 amino acids. The transcript is spliced from 2 exons.